Messenger RNA from Talaromyces marneffei, 1224 nucleotides. RefSeq lists its product as uncharacterized. Gene Ontology annotation, cellular component: endoplasmic reticulum membrane. The record is from RefSeq and is a predicted model, not a curated record. The transcript has 3 exons. Lineage: Eukaryota; Fungi; Ascomycota; Eurotiomycetes; Eurotiales; Trichocomaceae. The coding region runs from base 1 to 1224 and encodes 407 amino acids. Gene Ontology annotation, molecular function: GTPase activator activity. Gene Ontology annotation, biological process: positive regulation of GTPase activity; endoplasmic reticulum to Golgi vesicle-mediated transport.
AUGGAUGAAGAACCAUCAGAGAAAAUUUCGCAGUGCAAGGUCUUAGACCAGUCUAUAUAUAUCGAUUGCAAGGAGACGAGUGAAGAGUAUGACAUCAAACGACGGGCCAUCGAAACUGCAUGCCAAAGUCGAGAUGUUAAAGCUCUAGUCGAAUAUGCCAUAUCCCCAGGUGGAUUGCUGACGGAUACCCUUCGUCAAGCUGCAUGGCCUAUAUUUCUAGGUUAUAAUGACGAGAAGGAAGACUCUAGACAGGACCGGCCGGACUGGAAAAGCCUACCUCGACAUGAAGAUGAGGAUCAGAUCAAGCUUGAUGUCAACAGAUCCUUUGUCUAUUAUCCUCAGUGCGGAGAAGAGGAACUAGACAAAAGAAAGCAGCAACUCUCGGAUCUCAUUACGGAGACUUUACGACGCUAUCCAAUGCUCUGUUAUUUCCAGGGCUAUCACGAUAUCGCACAGGUACUGCUAUUAGUCUUGGGUGCUCAACUUGCGCGUCCUGCUUUUGCAAGAGUAUCUCUGUUGCGAAUACGAGACUACAUGCUUCCGUCAUUAUCACCGGCCUUAAAACACCUUCAGCUGAUCCCAGCCAUACUCGAAGUCACCGAUACAAGGAUACGAAGACAUUUAGCGGGAACUCAACCCUACUUUGCUCUGGCAGCUGCAUUGACACUAUAUGCACAUGAUAUCGAAGAGUAUCAAGAUAUCGUACGACUUUACGACUUUUUACUUGCCCAUGAGCCGGUUGUUGCAAUCUAUCUGUUUGCAGCCAUUAUUCUCAGUCGAAAAGAAGAACUUCUGGAGAUACCGAUUGAAGAGCCGGAAAUGCUGCACUUCACGCUGUCAAAAAUGCCACAACCUCUGGAUCUAGAAACUCUAGUAUCUUCUACAUUGAGUCUCUUUCAGGAUCACCCACCUGAAUCUCUUCCAUUCCGAGUCUGGCGACAACUACCGCAAAGCAGCGUUCUCAAAACAUCUCGCUUGGUUGGAGAGCAUGCUAAUCUUCAAGAAGCCGAGAACUCCUUUUUCCAGCAAACAAAAGAGCUGCGACGAGAAGAAUUCCGGAAACAAACAUAUGCACUUCUGUGGCGAUACCGAAGACCAAUAGGUGGUAUUGGAGUUGCGAUUCUAAUCGGUCUGGCAUCGAUAUAUAUUCGCAAAACGGGGCUGGAAGGGCUGAUAUGGUCGUAUAUUGGCAGACUCAAAGGAGUGAUUCGGUUCACUCAUUAA